AUGGCGCUGUGGCGGGGGACGCGUGGCCGGGCUCUGGAGCGGCGGCGGGAGCAGGAGGCGCAGAGCCGGCUGUGCUGGGAGAACUACAGCCGCUCGCUCGCCCGCGCCGCGAUCUGCUGCUCCGCUCAGGCACGGUGGAGCGCGCCGCGGGGUGCCAGCGGCCCGAGCCCGGGGCGGCGGCAGGCGGCGGAGCGGCUGGAGCAGCUGGAGCAGCGCAGGGAGCGGCUGCGGGAGCUGCUGAGCGACGAGCGGGACACGCUGGAGGCGGAGCUGCGGGCGGGCGGCGGGACGGAGCCGGAAGGGGAACGGGAGCGCUGCGCGGAGCUGAGGGCCGCCCGCGAGGAGCGCAGGAGGCGGGUCGCCGAGCGAUUGCUGCACCAGCACUGGAAGCAGAACUGCGCUGAGCUCCGGGAGGUGGAGUCAGAGCUGCACAAGAAAAGCGUGGUGGAGUCCUGGGGUGAGCAGCUGAAGCAAAAGCAGCAGCAAGGAGCAACAGAACUAGAAGAGAGAAAGCUUUGUGAAAAUGAGUAUGAAAUUGCACGAAGGGAGGCUCUGGAAAGAAUAAGUCAAGAGGAAGAGAAACGUCGGCUGGAAAACAAGAAACAAGCAGAGAUGUUGCUUCAACAGAUAGAAGAACUGAAGUUACGGGAGGCAGAGGCAACAAAGCUGAAGAAAGAACAAGAAGAUUUAUUAAAGCAGCAAUGGGAGCUGGAAAGCUUAGAAGAAGAGAGAAAACAAAUGGAAGAGCACCGGAAGAAGACUGAGCUUGGUCGCUUUCUGAGGCAUCAGUGUGAUGCCCAGUUGAAGAGACGAGCCCAGCAGAUACAGGAGGAGCUGGAAACAGACAGACAAAUCUUAUUAGCCCUCCUCGAGAAAGAAGAAGAGGAUCAGCGCCGCCAGUCUGAAAGACGAGAGCGAGCUGUUGCAGAUGCUGCCUGGAUGAGACGUGUCAUUGAGGAACAGCUCCAGUUAGAAAAAGAGAGGGAGGCAGAGCUACAGAUCAUUUUUAGAGAAGAAGCUAGAAAAAUGUGGGAGAAGAGGGAAGAACAAUGGGAAAGAGAGAAGAUGGCCAGAGAUCGCCUGAUGAAUGAGGUCCUUGCAGGCAGGCAGCGCCAGAUCCAGGAGAAGAUGGAGUUAAACAGACAGGCCCAAGAAGAGUCUAUAAAGCACCGAGAGCAACUGAUUAAAGAGCUUGAGGAGGCAAAAGAACUGACAAGGCGAGAGAAAGAGCAAGAGAAGGAACUGAAAACAGCUCGCAGACGGGAACUGGAAGCUCAGCUGACAGAACGGCGCUUACAAGAGCAAGAGGAGCAGGAACGCCAGAGGGAGGAGGAGGAGCAGGAGAGAUCAAACAAGCAGCGCUGUGCGGAGCUGGUGCAGCAGGAGGCCAGGAGCAUGGCUGAGCAGGGCUACUGCAGCAGGUAGCAGUGCAGCAAGGAAGUCAUCCUAAGGCUCAGGGGCAUCAGGAAGGAUGACAGCCUCAAAUGUGAAACUAAACGUUAGCAGUUGUUAAAGUUCUUGCAGCAGUGCGUCUGUGCUGUUCAAUCUUUUCCUCUUCUGUUGUGCUAAAAAUGAAUCCGAGUUUGUGUUACUCUGCUUAACCAAAUGCCCAGAAGACUAUGUUUCUCAUACUAAACUAGGAACAGGCAACUCUCUGUCAUUUAAUAGAUAGUAGCUAGAAGAGCCAGAGAAAGGUGGAAGGGGGAUGUUACUGCACCAGAGCAUCCACUAAAAGUGACUUAUUUUUCAUGAUAAUAGUCUGCAUUUGCUACUGUGUGUUCUUUGCCUGCUGGGCAGCGUGUGUGCAAAAUUAAUGAUAAAGCCCAUAAAGUAGC
This is a messenger RNA of Centrocercus urophasianus (Greater sage-grouse), 1835 nucleotides long. RefSeq names its product trichoplein keratin filament binding (gene TCHP). Gene Ontology annotation, cellular component: keratin filament. The record is from RefSeq and is a predicted model, not a curated record. The coding region runs from base 1 to 1425 and encodes 474 amino acids. NCBI's taxonomy places the organism in Eukaryota, Metazoa, Chordata, Aves, Galliformes, Phasianidae. Gene Ontology annotation, biological process: apoptotic process. The transcript has 10 exons.